AUGGUGACUUUUAAUGGUAGCAAGAGAAAGCAUGGGUUGUAUCACCAUUCUACCGUCGAUUUUUUCAAGACGUAUUGGGGUCCCGUUAAGCGUUCUCCCUUUGUGGAACAGUUCUCUCUGCUCAAGUGGUUAAAAGGAACUAUUACUCCUGAGGAAAUGCUACCUCCAAAGGAUCAGUAUAAAAAGAAUUGCUGGGGAAAUGAAAAACCUCUAAACACUAUACUACAUUAUCAACAGAAUGAGCCUCUUUUUUUGACACCGGCCUUGGAAGCAAAUGAUACAAAAAUAAGGGACUAUAUAUACAACAUAUUGGAACCCAGCUAUAGGCGACCUUUUAGUGGAAUAGGCAUGGAAGCCACGAAAAUGGACCACAAGCUAUUUACCCCUCUCACCGAUAUGGUCCAUGAAGAAAAUAUGAAAACCCUGCCACAGAUUAACUUUCAACACAACUAUAUAUCCAGGAUAAGAAGACUGGAACGAUUAAUCUCGGCCGCACCUACAUGGACCAGAAGCAGUGAUUCUAGCGAGACAUCAAAUAAUCCAUUUCCGUACGUUAGGGAAACAGAAUCUCUUGUUAGGCCCCUGAAUCUUCACGAGAUUUUAUAUCUGCGUUCAAAUCACCGUUUAAAUCGCAAAUCUCAUCCCAAGUGGUAUGUGACGAGAUACCUAAAGUACGUCCAAAAGCGUAAACGAAUCAAACAAAUUAGACAACUAAUCUUAGAAGCUAGGAUGAGACGGGCUUAA
Molecule: messenger RNA, 744 nt
Organism: Theileria equi strain WA
Lineage: Eukaryota; Apicomplexa; Aconoidasida; Piroplasmida; Theileriidae
Exons: 2
Coding region: 1-744 (247 amino acids)
Source: RefSeq, a predicted model, not a curated record